Molecule: messenger RNA, 2980 nt
Organism: Dimorphilus gyrociliatus
Lineage: Eukaryota; Metazoa; Annelida; Polychaeta; Dinophilidae
Source: the annotation of a GenBank genome assembly
ACGUUAUGAACAUAUCAAGUUUGAUCAUCAUGUUAGAAGUAUAAAAUAAAAUGGCUAAAAAACGAAGUAAGCUUUAUAGUAUGUAUUUGUAUAGAGUUUUAAUGUUUAUUUAUAAGCAAUUCUUGAAUUAAAGGAACAAGCUAUAUUUGUAUAUUGCUAAAUUAAAAAUUAUUAAAAUUAUCAUAGGUGCGAGUUCUAACCGAGUUGAAGACUUUGAAACGCGAGUUAAGAGUAAGGAAAUACCAGUAAGAAAACUUUAAAAUAGCAAAAUUUGUAGGAUUGUCUUAAAGCCACACAUUGGCCUUAUCACAUACUCUUAGGUCACGUGACAAUUCAGUGUAAAUUUCUAUAAAAGCAUGUUACUGCUAAAAAAGAUUUAAUAAUGACUCGAUUUGUCCUCCAGCAAGAACUGUAUAGAGACCUCUGCUCCUCAACCAGAAAAGACAAUAAUGAAAGAAAACGUUGUUUUGGAUCUUUGAAAUUUUAUAAAGAUGAAUUCCCGCUUUUGCAAUUUUACGAUAGAAAAUUCGUAAAAUUAGGAAGACACGAAAUAUCGGAAAGAAGUGAAAACCAAUCAUUCGCAAGCACCCAUUUAGAGAAAGUUUGGACCUUAUUGACCGAGCAUCGCUACUGGAAUCGACCAGUGCCCGACUUAAUUGUCUCAGUUACAGGAGAUGCAUUAGAUAUGGAUAAAAAAGUUAAAGGAGCAAAGUUUAAAUUUAGAUGGGGAAAAGAAUUAAGAUAUGUAGUAAAAAAUUCUGACUCGUGGGUUAUAACUGGCGGAACAGACGCUGGUGUCAUGCAGCAAACUGGAGAAUUGCUAAGAGCUCCUGAUCACGUAAUGGAUAUUGAAAAUGAUACUACAAUCAUAGGGAUUGCAGCUUGGGAGAGAAUAAUUGAACAAUCACGUAUGGAAGGAAAAGAGAGCUAUGUAGAAAAUCCUUUCAAAUACAAUUUAAAACAUGAAAAAAAAGGUUGCACACAUCUGAACAAAGACCAUUCUCAUUUUUUGCUUAUAGAUGAUGAAAAUGGAAAUUGGGGUUCUGAAGUGAGCUUUAGAACUGAUUUGGAGCAAUUCUUUCAUGAAAACAAAAACAUUCCGAUAAUAUGCAUUUCGAUUGGGGGUGGCCCUGGCACAUUAUCAACCAUUGUAAACAGCUUAAAAAAAAAUACUCCUGUUAUUCUUGUCAAAGGUUCUUCUAGAGUCACCCAGCUGCUGAUAUACUACCAUCAGUUGAAAAAUGGAGAUGAAGAGGCUGGAAAGAUUUCUGAAGAGGAUUUGAAAACGAAACUGACAGAAAGUUAUCAUGUAACAGUUAACAAUGGUUUUGAAAAAUUUUUUAGGAAUUUUAAAACGUUUAUUAAUUAUAUUGGUUCAAAUAUGAUUCAAAUAUAUGAUCCUGCUGAAGAUAGUCACACCCCUCUAGAUAAACUGAUUUUGAGAGCUCUGGAUUUAGAUAUUAAGAAAAGGCAGUGGCACGGACAAGAAAAUGAACAAGGAUGGAGAUCGACCAUGAAGUUGGCAGUUGAUUUUGAUGACUUGGAAAUCGUAAAAAGAUUAAUGUCAUAUAAAGAGAGUAAUAUAAAACUGAGUGAUUUACCUUUAGAAUUAGCCUUGCGAAAAAACCGAGUUGAUGUCAUAAGCGUUUUCCUGGAGCAGGAAGCUAAAUUGCGUCAUGGUGACGAGAGUUUUAAAGACUAUGAACUAGCUGGGCACCAUAAUUUUAAUGAAGAAGGGGUAGACGUGACAGAUAUUGUAAGUCUCUACAAAUGCUUUAUGGGAUCUCAAGCAAACGUUACGGAUAAUCUUUCUAAGAGUACUUUUAGUAAAGAUGCCGUCUUUGCAAAAGCAGAUGAUAUUUUCAUAUGGGCAGUUGCUCUCAUCAGAUGUGAUUUAGCUCAAAUCUUAUGGGAAAGAGUUGAACAUCCUCUGGCUUGUCUUCUUUUCGCAUGCAGGCUUUUGAAAGUUUUGCGUCAUAAUAUACAUCCCCUCGAUGAAAUAUAUGAGCAAACAGUAAUGGCUAGGAGCACUAUGCAGGAACUCGCCGUUAAUUUUAUUAAUUUGUGCGGUGAAGCUGAUGAGCGAAAUGCUCAAUUAUUGCUUGUUAGGCAAUUGCCAUCUUUUGGUAAUCAGUCACCUCUCUUGCUGGCAAGAAUGGCACAUCAUCGAGCAUUUAUCGUAACUGAUUCUUGCAAACAAGUCAUUGAAAGAGUUUGGAGGGGUCCCUGUAAAGCUGACAUGAGUUCAAUUAAGAUACUAUUCCUCACUCUGAUUGCACCUGUUAUUCCUCUUUCGCUACUUAUUUUUAAAUUUAUAAAUGAAAGCAACUUCCACCAAAUAAACGAUAAUGACGCAGUGCUGUUGAAAGCGAAAAGAACUAUAGAGAAAGGUUAUACAGCAACAGACUACAAAAAUUAUUGGUAUCAAAAUUUAAUUGAAUUUUAUAAAAGUCCAAUAGUAACCAUGUUUUGGACUUUCCUUGCUGACUUGGGAUUUUUUCUCAUGAUCUUGAUUGUUAUAAUAUUAGCUUACGGAAUUGGAACACAUGCCAUGUUAUACCCUGGUGAAGGAUGGGAUGGUAUAAGGGCACAGAAUUUACUCUUAAGACCAUAUUUUCAAAUGUUUGGAGAGUUAUUUGUGGACGAUAUAAGAGGCGAGAAUUUAUCAGUAUGUAAAAGUAACGCAUCUUCAGUUGCUGCAACGGAUUGCCCAAGUGAGUACGGACGACAAUUUGUGCCUUGGCUGUUGGGAAUUUAUAUUAGAAUGUUUACAGCUCUAAAUAUGACAACACCUCAGACUAUUGACUCAGAUCGGGAUAAAUUACUAAAUUCAUGGAACAUACAGCUGUCACUUUGGGAAGAUGACGUUCGUGAUAGCAAGGUGAAAGAUUUAAAAGCAAACAAAAGUAGAAAAGCUGCUGUCCUUAAUUUUCACAGAAGCCAAACUUUGCUUCAAACAAGAGAAGAAUGUGAAGAAUAA